Molecule: messenger RNA, 5200 nt
Organism: Neopsephotus bourkii (Bourke's parrot)
Lineage: Eukaryota; Metazoa; Chordata; Aves; Psittaciformes; Psittacidae
Gene: STK17A
Product: serine/threonine kinase 17a
Exons: 7
Coding region: 99-1328 (409 amino acids)
Biological process (GO): intracellular signal transduction; protein phosphorylation; positive regulation of apoptotic process
Cellular component (GO): nucleus
Molecular function (GO): ATP binding; protein serine/threonine kinase activity
Source: RefSeq, a predicted model, not a curated record
GAGGGGAGCCCGGCCCUAGCCCCGGCCUUAGCCCCGGCGCUGCAGUGAGCACCGGAGCGGGAGCGCGACCCCAUCCUCUGCCUGCUACAGGAGAAGCCAUGAGCCCCGAGGAGAAGCCGCCACCCGGCCGCUCCCCCGAUGACCGGGCACCGCCGCCACCUCAGCCCGCUCCCGGCCGAGGCCGGCGGCGAGGCGGCUUCCUGACGGAGAUCCGCACGCCCAUCCGCACCGAGCCCUUCCAGGAGCGGUACAGCCUCAGCCCCGGCAGGGAGCUCGGCAGGGGCAAGUUUGCCGUGGUGAAGAAGUGUAUCCAGAAAGACACUGAAAGAGAGUUUGCAGCAAAGUUCAUGAGAAAAAGAAGAAAGGGCCAAGACUGUCGGAUGGAAAUAAUCCAUGAGAUUGCAGUCCUUGAGCUGGCACAAUGCAACCUGUGGGUCAUCAACUUGCACGAGGUUUAUGAAACUGCAACAGAGAUGAUUUUAGUCCUGGAAUAUGCUGCUGGAGGUGAAAUCUUUGACCAGUGUGUGGCUGAAAGAGAGGAAGCCUUCAAAGAAAAGGAUGUUAAACGGCUUAUGAAGCAGAUCUUAGAAGGAGUUUCAUUCCUGCACAGAAACAAUGUGGUUCAUCUGGACCUAAAGCCCCAAAAUAUUCUACUAACCAGUAAGUCUCCUCUGGGAGACAUUAAGAUAGUGGACUUUGGCCUUUCCAGAAUAAUGAAGAGCAGUGAGGAACUAAGAGAAAUCAUGGGAACUCCAGAAUAUGUAGCUCCUGAAAUUCUGAGUUACGACCCCAUCAGUACCGCAACUGACAUGUGGAGCAUUGGAGUGCUGGCGUAUGUUAUGCUAACAGGGAUCUCCCCUUUCUUAGGGGAUGAUAAACAAGAAACAUUCUUAAAUAUAUCUCAGAUGAAUGUAAGUUACUCUGGAGAAGACUUUGACCUCAUAUCAGAGUCAGCCGUGGAUUUCAUCAAAACUCUGCUGGUUAAGAAACCCGAGGACCGGGCAACUGCUGAAGAAUGUCUUCAACACCCAUGGUUAGAACAGAGUGAUAAUCCUGCUUGCAGAGCCAGGAAUGAGAGUACAGGAGGGGAGACCAGCGAUGUCACCCAGAAAGAUGCAGAUUCUGCCUCUGAAAAUUCAGUUGAUGCUGAGAAGAAUGAAGAGGAGGAAUCAGUAGUGACAGAAGAACUGAUUGUAGUGGCUUCAUAUACACUGGGACAAUGUAGGCAGUCAGAGAAAGAAAAAGCAACUGAGCAGAAAGCCAUUUCCAAACGAUUUAAAUUUGAGGAACCAUUACUGCAAGAAAUACCAGGAGAAUUCAUUUACUGAAGUCUGGAGCUCCAUAGCUGUAACUGGAAGGCAGUGAUUCCUCCUAAACAAAAAUAUCCUAGCCAAGUGAAUUUCUGAUAUGCAAUAACUAUUCUAGAUUUAAAAAAAAAGUCGAUAAAUGGCAUUAAGGGAAAAUGUGCCAAGCUUUUAAUUCCAUGGAGCAGAUAAGAUUUCAAGUGGCUGACAGGAAUUUAACCAAGAUAAAAAGCUUAUUUUUGUUUGUAACUUUUAUUUCUGUUUUUGUUGCUGGAUAGCAGAGUUUUUGUUAAUUGUUCCAGUGUUCUGGGGAAGUUGUCUUUGGAAAUGUUUCAGUGACGGAUGUCAAAAGGAGUAUUUUAGGUUAUGUUUUGGCAUUUAAUGCAAAUAUAUAAUGCUGGGUUUUCCUCAAAAGCCUCUUAGCACUCCUGACUUCAGUGGAAUUACCUACUGAUCUAAAAAUGUUGUAUGAGAAGAGAAUCUGAUCAACUGGUUUGACAUACAGAGUUCAGAGUUAUACUGUGUAUAUCUUUCUGUUUACAUCAAGUCACAGACCCAAACUCAUCUGAUGUAUAGCCCGACAGUGAGCUGCUUUUUUCUAGGGAGAGAUGCACAUGUCCCACAGGUAAAGAAAUCUGUAUCUGGGAACAAUUUCAGAUCACAGUGGUGAUACUCCCCUAUAUGGGAGCACAGUAAAAUCCUGCUCCAGAGGGUGAUGAAUUUGCUUCAGUCACUCUUGAGAGCCAGCAGAGAUAGUUCCCCUUCCCUCCUGUGUUGGGUGAGAUGUGCUGAUAGAAUCCAGCUCAGUGUGACUGUACAGCGUUGAGAAGUGGAAAAAUGAACGACAAAGGGUCUGAUACAGCAUUGAAGUUCUCUCCCCUGACUUCGCCAUGUUAGAUCAGGCAGUUUGUCCAACUAAGGAUAAAUCAGUCCUUGAUUCCACCUCCCCCAGAACCCAGCUGGGGAUUUACUGGGAGUAUGAGGUCACUUCUGCCUUAUUUCUCUUCCUCUGACUGCUGCUUUAAGGAAGAAAGAAGCAUCCAUAGGCUAAAUUGCAUAACCUUGUUCAAUAUAGCUAUAAGAUGGGGAAGAAGGUGCUGCCACUUCCUCUGAAACAAUGAAGCACAAUUCAUGCCUCAUGCUUUCCCUUAGAGACUUGGAAAAACAGCAUGUGUAUGAUGGGGCAGAGUGGGAUUAGGGAGCUGUAUGGAUGGGUCAUAGUUCUCAAUGGACAUGGUCCCGCAGAGGACAAAGCUGGGACCAACUGGGCAUCAAAAUUGACUGGUUUUUGCAAUGUACAGGUCUGAGGAUCUCAGGCUAAGUCCUAGUUUUCUAAGAAAUCUUUCAUAUUGAUGCUGUUCCAAAGUUUAAGUUUUAUGUAAUUGAAGUUUAGUACUAUUAUAUUGCAUACUGUUAACUAUUCAACUAUUUAUUUGGUUUCCUUAUGCUGUUCCUUUAUAAUAAACCCUGACAAAAGUUUUCUUGCUAUAAAACAAUGAAUAGAAACUCUUAACCUAGUUCUUCUUUUAUUUCCAUGUUGCUACAGACUUUCCUAAUUUCAGAUGUACUGAGGCUGUCCUUACUCUUUUUAGUGAACAGGAGUUCAGGGCUCUGUGCUGAUAUUACAGUCCCUCCUCCACACAAAAGGUAAAUGGCUUAGUGCUGGGGUCAUCUGAUCAGCAUUGCUAAGGGUGGGAGAAAAGCACUAGUAAAAAAGAAAGCUAUGUGACACGGAGGGAGGCAAUAAGCAUUUUUCUAUGAGGCUUCAUUUCUUGAAGCCACAUCAGAAAACUUGCACUUAAAUUGAACUGUUAAAUCAGGCUUCUUCCCCUAUGCAAUUACAUAUUGAAUAUUCAUGUAGGGAGGGCAGCUUCUCACCUUUUGAAGACCUUCAUAUAAGAAAACAUCCACUAGUACUCCCAGUUGAGCUUGGAUGUAUUGUAUGUCAGAAUGCAGCGAUGCCUUUCACACUCUGGAGAAACGAGUUACGUGCUGUUACUUCCCUGCUGUAGGCAGUAACCUACAGACUCCUGCUGAGAAGCUCCUGUGCAAGGUUUUCUUGGAUGGCUUUGGCUGGCCACUAACGUUAGACAAGUUAAAUCCCUGAGCCAACAGAGUAGCUAUUACCUGGGUGUUUCUGGAGGUGGGCAGUAGCUGCAUUGCUGCGUGUUUGCUGACCCUACCAACAAUGCUGAUCUCUCUCAGACUUCUUAGGCACAACAGUACUUGUGAUGGGUGUCUUUUUACUGCUCAGUCACUUGCCAAGGCAGUUUGCUUGGGUGAGGGGACACUAACUUACGAAAUCCUGUUGUGCAGUAGAGUUUCUCCCAGCUUCCAUCACUGCCACUUUGACUUCUUUUUUCCAUAUCCAUACUUCCUUGCUUUUACAAAGUUGAGCAAAGCACUGAGGUUGAAGCAGGCUUACAUCCACCCUUGCAAAACAACACUGUCAUUCCCACAUACCCAAACGUGUAACAGCACACGAUUGCUUACAGCAAAUCAUUUGAGGGAUAUAUAGCUAUUUCAAUUCCUAUUUGUAACCACAGAUGAUGUCUUGGGUGGGGGCUAGUACUGGUGAAACAGAGUAGAUGCUGAGCAGCAUACAUUUUGUGCUAUAUUUGCUGGUAUUGAUGUAUGACAAUGAAGCUUAACAUGUAUAAAUGAACUAUGUAUUACAAGGCCAGCUUCUCUUGAAUUGGCUGCUUUGAGAUUUCCAGUGGGCUGCGUUUGUUUAACUUUUUGUGCCUUAAGAUGGUUUUAUACAGUGUUUUUUAACAUUGUUGAGAAUUUGUAUAAAGUUGUGAAAGUUUGAUAGUAUAAAUUAUACACAGGGCAUCUUCAAUUGGGCCUGUAAUAGGAAAAAACUUUCUGUAACAUUUAACUGCAGGACUAUCAGCCAGUCCCACACGCUUGAAGCUGUUUCUGUUCCACUGUGAGUGUGGGUGAAGCUGUAAAUAAGGUAUUCUGUUGAGAAGGGGCUCUAGAGGUUAAUGGUUUUGAGACGCUUUGUUACGAGUGAAGUAACAUGCCAAGACUGGGAACAAAUCAGUAGCUUGGGAAGAAGAGCUGGUUUUCUGCAGCUCCAUGAAUACAGAAGAUUGCGUGUACAUACGUGUCUCAUCUGAAAGCUGCUUAUGCCUUAAUUUAUGGGAAGGGUGGGAAGGGAGUGGGUGCAGGGAAGGAAUCCACCCCCUGGACCUCACAGGCAAUGCUCUCUGUCCCUGCUCUCACCUGCUGGCUGCAUUCCUAGCACUGGGAGCAUGGUACCGGUUUGCUUGAAUGCAGGAAGCUGUAAGGAAUGGCAGUGCCAGUGUUCUUAAAAGUUGCUGGAGAAUUGUUACUUCUAUGGUUCUGAUGUGUGUGAGAGACAUGAACACUGUAGGCAGGGUAAGCCCAGGACUCUGCCCCUGUUGCAGUUGCUGGAAUAAACAGCUAGUUAAAAGCAAAGCCUUGUCUCCUCUUGUCCUGUUGCUACGUUUACCUCUUUAAGCAGGAGACAAUAGAUUUUAUAGUCAUUAAAUUAAAGCUCUAUAAAAUAAUCUUUUUUGCCCAAAGCUGAAUUUGCAUUGUGAUUUGUCGCAUUUCUUACACCUUUCAUUUGAGGGCCCCUACAUACAAAAAGGUACGUGCCAGGUUGUGAUCAACCUCUUGAGAGCUAACAUGUAGGAAAUGCGACUAAAAAUCAACUGCCCAUUCUCCACUGGUGGUGCUGGCAGGGGACAGGGAGCAAGGUGGACUCUGCACUGAGCUAUUCCAUGGCUUAAGAUCUCUCUUGAGUAUUCCAGGUGGUGUUCCUGGAGGACAGCUCAGUGUUUUAAAAUGCCAGUUCACUGUACUUCUGAUAAGGUGUUUACUGUUGCAGGAACUUCACAAUAAAUGAAAGCUUGUUUUCUGAA